This is a messenger RNA of Penicillium argentinense, 1164 nucleotides long. RefSeq lists its product as uncharacterized. Bases 1 to 1164 code for a protein of 387 amino acids. The record is from RefSeq and is a predicted model, not a curated record. The transcript has a single exon. NCBI's taxonomy places the organism in Eukaryota, Fungi, Ascomycota, Eurotiomycetes, Eurotiales, Aspergillaceae.
AUGCUGGAUGCAACCGCAAUCCCGGUUCCACGGCGGAGCUGGUCCACUCGGAGACCUCGGAAACUUCCCCGAGGAAACCAUGUGGAAGAAUUCAGCCGUAUAUUGAAGGAAGGCGUCAAGUCGAGAGAGGACGAGUUGAUGGCUAGCUCCGGGAACUCACCUCUGGACAUCCUUCUCAGCCCGCCUGACGAAGAGGACCAGAAAUAUUCGCCCGGGCAUGAUUCCGAGCACGAAACGCCUUUCUCACUCAAAUCUGCAUCAAGUGAUUCCAUGCCCUCCCUCGAUCACGACAUAGCGUCUCCUUCUAGCUCCAUGCUCCCGCCAACUCCAGGUAGUCAAAAGAGUCCUUGUGAACGUCGCCAUCUGCGCUAUUCACCUUCGGAAGAUUGUGCCUUGGACCAUCCUCUUCUCGAAACGGAGAUUCAAGAGGGUGAAUAUAUGGACCUUGUGGCUCCUAUCGAGACAGAAAUACACCACGAUGCGACGCCACCUUCCAAACGCGCGGGCUCCCUCGCUUCAUUUCCACGUCUACGGUCUUCGUUCAAAUCAAACCUGACGGCUUCAUUGCGAGCUAUCAAAUCUGCGGCCCAGUCGGUAUCAACGUUCGCUACGCCGUCUGUGCAACCGGAGGACUUUCUUACACGGUCCCUUUUUAUUAUUACGCCGGAACUUACAGACGACCGUCGGCCGCCACCUAUGCGAGACCCGCCAUCUCCGGCAUUGAGACGAUAUCUCAACCCAACACCCAUUUCCCCAGCGGAGAUGUACGUCUAUCAUGAUCAUCCUCACGAAAAGCCUGAUUCGAUACGCGCAUGCCCGGUUUCAAUCCAAAUGCAAACAUACCGCCGGUCCCGUGGCAGAGGACACCGGCGCAAUCAUUUCCAUGUUGUCGCCGUGAAGAACUGCGACCAGUACACGUGCUUCGAUCCGGAGAUCCCGCCAAUGUCACGUCAGCGUGAACCUCGCGAAAACUGUGACUUUCUCCGUAUGGUCGUCCUUGAGAUGAACAUGCGUCGCAGUGGUAAGCUGCGCGAGGAUAUCCCCACUCGAGCUCGCAUUUGGCUUCCUCCGCGGAAGAGUAACCCCUAUCGCUUGUCGAGUGAUUAUGAGGAUGGUGAUGACAAUGACACUGUCCCUUCCCGCUGGGUGGGUAUGUCGGCUUAG